Emiliania huxleyi CCMP1516 is the source of this 315-nucleotide messenger RNA. RefSeq lists its product as hypothetical. The coding region runs from base 1 to 315 and encodes 104 amino acids. The record is from RefSeq and is a predicted model, not a curated record. The transcript has a single exon. NCBI's taxonomy places the organism in Eukaryota, Haptophyta, Isochrysidales, Noelaerhabdaceae.
AUGCCUGUCGCCGAGGCGGACGCGACCGUGGCGCGCGCCAUCGGCGGGCUCAUCCAGCUUUGCCUCGAGACGGGCAUCGACGACUCGCACGGCGCCGGCCACGCUGCCGCGGUCCUUCAUCACGCUGAAGCUGCGGUGGCAGCGGCGGCUCUGCCGCUUUCGGAGGCUCGAGCGCUGGCGGUCCGCCUAGCGGCUCUGCUGCACGACGCAGACGACAAGAAGUACUUCCCAAAGACGUGCCGGACCUACGCCAACGCGAGGCAGAUCAUGAGCGACGCCGGCGCGAGCACAUCCGAGACGCGUCCAGUGCACUGA